This is a messenger RNA of Wyeomyia smithii (pitcher-plant mosquito), 1092 nucleotides long. RefSeq names its product cyclin-dependent kinase 2-associated protein 1-like. NCBI's taxonomy places the organism in Eukaryota, Metazoa, Arthropoda, Insecta, Diptera, Culicidae. The record is from RefSeq and is a predicted model, not a curated record. Bases 102 to 491 code for a protein of 129 amino acids. Gene Ontology annotation, cellular component: cytoplasm; nucleus. The transcript has a single exon.
AUAUCGUCUCAAAAGUACCGAUAUUUUUGAUACCGAUACAAUAUUGCCCAUUGCUAGCAGAUUCCUCUUUUGCUACAUAAAUGUAAAUAUUAAACUUAGCUAUGAAUUAUCUUGAUAUUCAAACAGUUGAAUCGAAAUUGGUUGAUGUGACAGUGACACCAGUACUACUAGGAGUAAGGAAGUCACCUGGACUUUCAAAUGUUGUUCUCGGAAACCAGCAACAGCAGUUUCAAAGUCAGUACCAGUUUUCUACUCCGGCAGCAUUAGGCACUGUUCCGGUUAUAGCUACAAGUAAAUCGACGUGUGAAUCAAAUAGUAAUUUUUCGAAGUAUUCUGAGCUAUUGAUGGUGCUCGAAGAAAUGGGUAGCGACAUUCGUCCGACAUAUUCUGGCAGUCGUAAUUCUACAGAACGUCUGAAACGCGGUAUUGUACACGCAAGAAUAUUAGUCCGUGAAUGUUUACUAGAGGCUGAGAAAUCAGCUAGGCAGUAGUAUUAAGUUUUAAUGAAAUAAUUAUUCAUGAUCAAUGAUGGGCAUUCAUAAGUUUUAGACACUCAAUACAUUAUUAAAUUUCCUAUUAUGAACAAAAAAAAAACAGGUUAUACUACGCGCAGGUUUUUUUUUACGUGUUUCAAAUAUUUGCCGUUUAAUUUUAUUGUUCCAGUUGAAAAUCGAAAUAUCGACUCGCGACUUUCGAUUCUUUUACCUUAUGCACAAUGCGCAUAGUGUCGCAUCUAGUGCGCUGUAUUGCGCGUCAGAUGCGUUAUACAGCGCACUAGAUGCGACAUUAUGCGCAUUGUGUAUAAGGUUAAAAAAUCGAAAGUCGCGAGUCAUUAUUUCGGUUUUCAACUGAAACAAUAAUAUUUAGGCACAAUAAUAUGAUCUUUACACUGAUAAUUAAACAAAACGAUUAUAGUUUGCGCAAAUUUUCGAUUUUAGUGUUCACUAAUUUCACCAAUUUAUUUUGUUAAUUGCCAAUUUUUCGGUAAAUUUUAUAACUACCGAAUUUAACGUAUUCUUAAACUGAAAUCCAGUAACUAAAGACUUGAUGAGUUUACAUUCAACAUUCAAAGUAUAUUUGUAUUGGAUCCCA